Messenger RNA from Hibiscus syriacus, 1545 nucleotides. RefSeq lists its product as uncharacterized. Lineage: Eukaryota; Viridiplantae; Streptophyta; Magnoliopsida; Malvales; Malvaceae. The transcript has 4 exons. Bases 1 to 1545 code for a protein of 514 amino acids. The record is from RefSeq and is a predicted model, not a curated record.
AUGAUGAAAUGUAUGAAUGGGGAAAUAGAGUCCGAAUCUGACAAUGAUGAGCAAGACACCCCUUUGAUGGAUGAUGAUGAGGAUGACGAUCAAAUACAGACUUAUGCAACCGGAGAAGCACUUGUGGUAUGUGUUGUAAUUAUUGAUAGCGGUAGUUCUACUAACGUUGCAAGUACUGUUAUGGUUGAUAAGCUAGGUCUGAAGACGACAAAGCACCCCAACCCAUACAAACUACAGUGGUUAAAUGAUGCUGGAGAGUUAAGGGUCACCAAACAAGUUCUUGUCCCAUUUUCCAUUGGAAAAUACAAGGAUGAAGUGAUGUGUGACGUUGUGUCGAUGGAUGCCACUCUCUUAUUGUUGGGACGUCCAUGGCAGUUUGACAAGAAGGUAAUGCAUGAUGGGUUCACCAAUAGGUAUUCGUUCAUGAAUGCAGGAAAACAAAUCACUUUAGCCCCUUUGUCGCCAAGUCAAGUACAAGAAGAUCAAGUUCGUCUGAAAAAGAACAGCGAAGAAGCAAAGGGGAAGAAGAAGAUAAACGUUUAUGCGAGCAGAAAAGAAAUCAGGAAGUGUCUUUCCUCUCAACAAUCUUUAAUCGUUUUAAUGCAUAAAGAUCAUUGUUUGUUGGCUGAAAUUCCCCCUGAUUUGCCUAUGUCUAUUACAUCUCUUUUGCAAGAUUUUGAAGAUGUGUUUCCUGAAGAAAUCCCAGAUGGAUUACCACCAAUUAGAGGGAUUGAACAUCAAAUUGAUUUCAUCCCUGGAGCUACCAUUCCAAAUAGACCAGCCUACCGGAGUAAUCCUGAUGAAACAAAGGAGUUACAGAAACAAGUCAAAGAGCUGUUGGACAAAGGAUACAUUCGAGAAAGUUUAAGCCCUUGUGCUGUACCAGUUUGUUGGUACCAAAAAAAGAUGGAACUUGGAGAAUGUGUGUGGAUUGUAGAGCUUAAAUCCUUGAGCGAACAUGCUAAACAUUUAAGGAUUAUUCUAAGCACUUUAAGAGGAGAGCAUUUAUAUGCUAAUCUCAAGAAGUGUGCUUUUUGUACUAACCAAGUUACCUUCUUAGGUUUCAUUGUUAGUUCACAUGGACUAGCAGUUGAUCCAGAAAAGAUUAAGGCAAUUCAAGAAUGGCCAGAACCGGUCAACGUAAGUCAAGUUCGAAGCUUUCAUGGAUUAGCCAGUUUUUACAGAAGGUUUGUACCAAACUUCAGUUCAAUUGCCGCCCCCUUAACCGGGAUUAUCAAGAAGAAUUCAAACUUCUGUUGGGGCAAAGAACAAGGUGAAGCCUUCAAGGAACUUAAGGAUUAUCUGACAAAGGCUCCCCUAUUAGCCUUGCCAAACUUUGAUAAGACAUUUGAAGUUGAAUGUGACGCCUCUGGGAUUGGGAUUGGUGCUGUUUUGAGUCAAGAAGGAAAACCAAUCGUUUACUUUAGCAAAAAGCUAAAUGGUGCAACCUUGAACUAUCCCGUCUAUGGCAAAGAGAUCGUUAAAGCAUAUCAAGGGACAACACAAGCUCAACAAGAGACAUGCCAAAUGGGUCGAGUUUCUUGA